ACGAGGGCUCCGGCCGGCUGCGUUCGGCGGACACGGCGUCGGAGGCUGCAGCUGCGUGCGGGAGCGGUGCGGGGGCCGUGUAUGCCCCGUACCUUUGUGAGCUGCAGGCAGCAAUCGAAGCUCGGUCCUCGGUGCUCUCUGGUGAGGCGGAAAGGGAGAAGUUACUGAAAUAAUGAAUCCUGUGUAUAGCCCUGGAUCUUCUGGGGUUCCCUAUGCAAAUGCCAAAGGAAUUGGUUAUCCAGCUGGCUUCCCAAUGGGCUAUGCAGCGGCUGCUCCUGCCUAUUCCCCCAACAUGUAUCCUGGAGCAAAUCCUACCUUCCAAACAGGUUACACACCAGGCACCCCGUACAAAGUGUCCUGUUCACCCACCAGUGGGGCAGUGCCGCCCUACUCGUCCUCACCCAACCCCUACCAGACUGCUGUGUACCCAGUCCGAAGUGCCUACCCCCAGCAGAACCCAUAUGCACAGCAAGGCACUUACUACACACAGCCUUUGUAUGCAGCACCACCCCAUGUAAUCCACCACACCACAGUCGUGCAGCCCAAUGGAAUGCCAGCAACCAUGUACCCUGCUCCGAUCCCGCCGCCCCGAGGGAAUGGGGUCACCAUGGGCAUGGUAGCUGGGACCACUAUGGCAAUGUCAGCAGGUACUUUGUUGACAACUCAUUCCCCAACUCCAGUAGCCCCUCAUCCAGUUACUAUGCCCACGUAUCGGGCUCCAGGAACACCAACCUAUAGUUAUGUGCCCCCACAGUGGUGAUCAUCCUGGCAGUCAGUGUUUAAAGAUGGGAGAUAUGCAAUCAAGAAAUUGAGGUUUAAAAGUUGGUGCUGAAGCCCUCAUGCCUCCAACCAGGACUUUCCUUCUGAAUGCUUUCAACACUUGGCUAAACACUACUAAUUCCUGAUCACUGAAGAUUUUCCAGUGCUGCAUAUCUUACAUCUUGGAACUCAAGCAGUUAGUCUUAAAGCAAAUCCUGUUUUGUGGACUGUCUUGCAAUUUUUUAGCUAAUUAUAAUGAUAAAAAGGGAGUAUAAAUUUAUUCUGAUCCAUAUCUAGUUGAAUGCAUGUUAAAACACAGAAACAAAGCUUGCUCAAUCUACCUGCAGUGACUGAUGCAAAAACCAUCAUAUGCAAAUCCAAAGGAACCGAAAAGUAUUUUACAACUUGUAUCACUAAUGCACUGUUGUAAUGUAUGCAGAGUCUGACAAGGUAGAAUCAUGAAAGUGAGUUUCUUUCUAGAAUGCCAUAACAUACAUUAGAUGAGUGCUUCAGCCUGUUUCAGGUUGAUGGAGUUGCCAGUUUAAAAGGGGCAAAUUUUUGUUAAAGUGAUGUGUUCUUUUCAAUUUCAGCUAAUAAAUUGGAGUGACUGGAAAAUGAGUCAGACAAGCUGUAGACAUCCUGCACACCAUUAGUUUACUUCAUACCUUCUCAUUUUCAUUGUAUGGAAUCAGUGUUAUACAGAUGUUCUUAAGGAUCAGAAUUAAAUAACAAAGGUAGUGCUGUGUCUGCCAGUAAAUAAGGCAAACUUCCUUGAGGCAAAACUGGCUCUUAGGAAUGGUAGGAGGUGGUAUCACCUGCAGAAUGAAUAGGAUGUCCUGGGGAGAUUUCUAUCCAGUACUACCUUUCAGAUAAUGCAAGAUGUGUCAAAGUGAGACUGCCACACAGACUGAUAGAAAAACACUUCCUUUUAGUGCUCAGUUGAGCAAAUUCGUGCUGUUUUUCCUAAAGAACGUCGUAGUCAGUUGAAAACAUAUGUGCAGUUGAUCCAGCUUGCUUUCCAGAAACUUAAGAAGUGCAAGGGCUUUCUGCAACAGAGUUGAGCUGCAUGUUAUUCUGAGGAAAGUUUGUGUGCCUGAUGAGUAUGUUAAAGGGGAACAAAUCAUUUUAACACAAUCUCCUUAUUACCUACUUGCAGUAUGGACUAUGGAUACUCUGUAGUAGGGCUGCCAGAAUAUAGAGGGUUUAAAAAGCAGUUUUGUUUUGUUUUUUUUUCAUGAAAAUAUUUGCAAUUGAAGUAGGAGCCAUUUGUUGGUUACAGCCUUUUGAUGUGUUUUCUUAGUAUUUUUUUUUUUUUACUUCCUAAAUUGCCCUUGGAAGCACGUAAAAGAAGACUCGACUGCAGGUUAGCAUUUCAUUGCAAUGAGUCAUUUGUGAUAUUCUUUCUUGCAACUUCAAUUUUUAAAGUACCUCAAAGCAAAUGCUGUGGGGAUAAAGGGCUAGCCUUGGAACCCAUUUGUAUACCAAAAUUGUUAUGGGGGAGAUUUAAAAUUUUUGAAUUUGAAUAUUGCACAUUAAAACUGAGGUUCUUCUUAAGCCUGCUUGAUUUACAAUUCCAGAAAGAUGCAAAUUUUUUUUAUACAUUCUGCCUGCAAUAAAUUAUGCAGUAAAUAGAUAUAAAACGUUGUUCCCUUUUAAGCAUUUACACAGAGGUAUAUCAGCCUGUCUUGUUCUCAUAGGUUAACUUCCAUUCAGAAUUAAAUUUUCUGAAGUUGUGUAUCUUAGUUACGCUUUGUUUUGGGGUGUUCUGCUCCUGUACAGGUUUGGCAGCUGAUUUGGGAUAGCAUCUGUGCUGAUUUAGUGCUGCCAUCCCAGUAUUCUGCCCUGGUGAGAGUCAUGUGUACCUUCAUACCCCAUUGGUGGUUAGAGCCUUCAGUAACUUUAUUUUUUACAGUAGGCACUCGCUGUAUUUUGUACCCUUUUUUUUUUAAAUAAAGUUUAGGCUUAUUUUGCAUGAAUCACUGUCAGUGGAUGGCCCCCUUAUUUCUAAUGCCUUGAACUUAACUAAGUUGUUGGAAUAAGUACUUUCAACCUUACUUCAUGAGCACUUACUGCAGCUUAGGGAUUUCCAUAUGUUUUUAUAUGGAGCAGAAAAUGAUCCGAGACAAACUUAGUUGAAUCUGUACUGCUUUGUUCAGUCUGUGUAACAAUUCCAUUUGUGUGUUAGAUUUGCAGCUGUGAUCAGUCAGGUGUGGCAGAGCACAGUGAGCACCAAUGCUGGGUGCUCGUCCUGAGCGUGGUUCUGACCAAGAGCUGAGGGCUGGAGCAGUGCUGUGUUGGGGAGGAGCUGUGAGGGCCAGGCUGGAAGUUUUGCUGUCUUCUGUCUCAUCACCCUGAAUUAAAGUCAUAGGAGAGAACUUCCGUGAAUGCUGCAAUAGAGAAAUAGUUAAGGAAUGAUUAUAACUUCCUAUAUAUUUGCUCUAACUUCAGAUUCCUAAAUGUCAGCUUGGAAUUGGUCUCCAUGUAGUAUUCCAUAACACUUAGGCAGUCUCACUUACUUGAGCACUUUUUUUUCUAAGUUGCAUUAUGGGAUUCAUCCAGGAGGGAGAAACUGUACCUUUUUCAAAGGUACUGCACCUUCCAGUCCUGAGCAAUUCUGAUCCUACUGGGAGGCUGGAGCUUGUCUCCAGGAGUUGUUCUGAAAAGUAACCAAAAGCACAGUGCAGGGGGACGGGGGAAUAUGUGUAUAUAUAACUAUCUCAGUGGUAUUUUGUUGCAAAUAGUAGAAAGCAUGGAUAUAAAACUGCAGUGGGGGAAACUGUACAUCAUUAAAUAGGCGUUUACACAGUGAGGGUCUUACGAAACAUUCUCUCCUGCUUUUUAUAUAACAUUCCCUAUUUAGAAUUCCUUUAUAAAUGAAAACACAGUAUGUGUUUGCACUAAAGCUCCUCUGCAAAUUAAAAGAGCUAGUGCAGUAGAGACAUUUCAGAUCAAGCUUCUCUUUAAAAAAAGAAAACUUUUAUGGCAGCUUUAUAUGAACAAAAAAGUACUACUAUAAACCUGGAACUGAAAAUAACUGUUGCAGCAAUAACAAAGAGAAGUCCAAGAAAUUUUUUUUAAUUCAAAUUUCAAGUGUUGCAUCUAGAUAAAGUAUUUUUUAAAAACCAAGGUAUUCCCUAUGUCAGUAACAGCUGAUGUAAAUGUCUUUUAAGUGUAGCAGCAGCAAAAGAAAAAUGGCAAAUAAUUGGCACCAAAAACACAUAGCCCUAGUCAGUGUGGUGGUGGUUAACUAAACACCAGGAAGGAAAAGAGACAACCUACUGCUAGAUGUUGCUUAUGCUUGUUGUAACCCUCUCCUGUUUGGAGUUUCUAGGAGACAUGUAGGAAUGCUGCUCAAGAAAGCUUCAUUUUGAGUGUACUAUGCAAGUUAAAUGCUUACAUGCAGCUGUAGGUGAAAAAGGUCCUUUAUUUUCAUUGAAGUUCUUCCUUGUAUUGCUCCAUCCACUAAUAAAGCUAAGCAAACAACAGAAGCAAACCACCACCCAUCACAGUACCACUAUGUCUGGGUGGUGUCAGGAGAGCUGAUGGUACAGAGCUGUACUCCAGGUUUCUCAGCAUGGGCUGCUCUCCGUGGAGUGUUGUGCCUUCACUGCUCCUUGGCUAGUAAGGCAAGAGAGCAUUGACUUGGAGUCACUCCCCAGUGCUUCAGCACAGUGUUCCACACUGUUCAUUUGGGUUUUGAUCAAAUAGGUAAGCACAUCAGUCUGACACCACCACCUCACUCUAGGGUCAAACUCAUACCAGGGGUGGUAACUCCCAUGUGUGUGAAACCUCCCAUCUUAUGAACAUGAGCAAUAGUGAUGCUCCAGCUGGAGCUCGAGGCACGGCACAGAGCCCGUGGCUGUGCCUGCUCCGUGGCUGUCAGUCCAGGCAGGUUCCUCAGCCCUCUGAGCCAGCCUUUGGGAAGGCUGUAAAAGACAUGGCCAUUUCAGCUCACUCAUAUUGUUCUCAUUAAGAAGUGUCAGUUUCUAAUCCUGUGUUGUGUCAGCUCUAGGCUUCCUGCAGAGCCCCUCACACGAGGAGGUGAAAUGCCACAGGGCAGGAGCACCUGCAGCAGGGUCGGACAGUUUGUGCAGGGCUAGCCCAGAGCUGAGCUGGUUCCCAUCUGCUGGGAGGACUCUGGGCAGUCUGGAGCCACUGCCCAGGGUGCUGAGGGCAGGCAAGGUGUCCUGUAGGCACCAGAGAGGGAGAGGAACAGCGGGAACAAGAAUCCUUUUCUUGUGCAGGUUGCAUAUAACACUGAAACAUCUGAAUUUCACAUGUAGUAAGGGUCCACUUGUGACUUUUACAUCUGGACAAUUUAUGGGCCCUGAAGUUUCAACAUCAAGAAAAUGAACAUGACUUUUCUAAACGGAUUGUGACUUUUGGGCAUUUAGCAGGCAAACUGGGAAAGCUUUUUUAGCUGGCUGCUGUACAGACUUGUUUUAAGUAGAAGGGAUUUGUUAGUGGGUUUGUUUUUUUUUUUAAUUGUAAUACUAUUAUUGGCUGUCCUCCUGUCUUAAGAUCUAAAAAAGUGAGUGCAUGCAAUGGAAGUACAAGAGGCCCCAGUAAUAGUUCUCCAUGUUUGUUAUGAAAUAGACACAGGUUUCCUUUUUAUGACUUUUUAAAAAACUGUCUUAGGAACAGUUGUAUUGGUACUUUUUUUUUAAGUUUAGGUCAAUGUUGUCUUCCAGAAUAAGUUUUAAGGCAUCACUCACUCCUGCAUUGAACUAUCACAUCAACACAAAGAGUGGAGAUUCCAUUCUGAGCCAGUUCAAUUGUGAAAAUUCAUACUUUUUUAUUUUUUAUGCAAUUCAAUGAGUAGAUGAGCUCAAGUUUAAAUUCUUAAAAGCACGUUUAUUGUAACAAGAAUUGUUAUGUAUUAAUACUUCAGUUUUCAAUAAAGAUUGACUUGUGUUGCUUA
Vidua macroura (Pin-tailed whydah) is the source of this 5680-nucleotide messenger RNA. It is a transcript of the gene FAM168B, whose product is annotated as family with sequence similarity 168 member B. The coding region runs from base 173 to 760 and encodes 195 amino acids. NCBI's taxonomy places the organism in Eukaryota, Metazoa, Chordata, Aves, Passeriformes, Viduidae. The record is from RefSeq and is a predicted model, not a curated record. The transcript has 7 exons.